Molecule: messenger RNA, 3129 nt
Organism: Rasamsonia emersonii CBS 393.64
Lineage: Eukaryota; Fungi; Ascomycota; Eurotiomycetes; Eurotiales; Trichocomaceae
Product: MFS transporter
Exons: 9
Coding region: 1-3129 (1042 amino acids)
Biological process (GO): transmembrane transport
Molecular function (GO): oxidoreductase activity, acting on paired donors, with incorporation or reduction of molecular oxygen; transmembrane transporter activity; monooxygenase activity
Source: RefSeq, a predicted model, not a curated record
AUGGAUAAUAUCUUCAACGCCACUUGGCUGCCAGCACAAUCCUAUAUCGUAGCUGCUCUUCUAGUCCUUCUUCCCUUGUUGCUUUUCCUUAAUCAUCACUCCAACCAACCCAAUCUUUCAGUCGCCAACCCAGGGAAACUGUUCGGACUGUCCGUCGCCAGCGCAAGAAAAGACUUUGUCCACAAUGCAAGAGGGAUCAUCGACAACUUUUUGCAGAACUCGAGAAACGGAAAAAGCAGGAAUUUCCAAGUCAACUCGGAAUUCGGGCGCCUGACGGUGCUCAUGCCAAAGUUUAUUCCAGAGAUUAGGAAUGAUCCUCGUCUUAGCUUUGCGAGGUUUAUGGCGGAGCAUACCAUGUCGAGGUACCCCGGUUUUGAGGUCUUCUCCGAAGGUGCCCAAGACUCGGAUAUCCUCAAAGAAGUGAUUCGAUUACAUUUGAACAAGGAUCUAGCGAAGGUCACCGAGCCUCUGUCUGAGGAAACUGCAUUCGCGCUUGAGCAGACUUUUACUGACAGAAAAGACUGGCAUCUCGUCCCGCUGAAGGCGAUGGUUCUCGAAAUCGUCGCCCGCAUUUCGUCGCGCGUGUUCACCGGUCCUGAACUGUGCCGUGAUCCUUCCUGGCUGAAGAUUUCCACCGAGUACACUGUCCACGCCAUGCGAGCAGUGCACGAGAUGCGCGCCUGGAGUCCUGCCGCACGACCGAUCGUGCAUUGGUUUCUGCCCUCGUGCCGCAAGCUUCGCUCGACGGUCAAAGAAGCGCGCGCAAUCGUGAACGCCGUUCUCGAAAAGCGUCGCGCGGAUCAUCAAGCCGCCCAGCACAACGACGCACUCAAGUGGUUCGAGGAUCAAGCCAAAGGCCGGCCAUACGACCCUGCAAUCGCGCAGAUGGUUUUGGUCUUUGUCUCCGCGCAUACCACGACCGAUCUCCUGACGCAGGUCCUGUUCGAACUCGCCCAGCACCCGGAAUUGAUCGACCCGUUGCGCAGGGAAGUCAUCAGCGAGAUUGGCGAGAAAGGAUGGAAGGGCUUCUCGUCGCAGCAGAGUCUGAAGUUGCUGGACAGUGUCAUUAAGGAGACGCAGCGGCUCAAGCCUAUUGGCAUCACAAGUAUGCGCCGCAUCACAACCGACCACGUCCAACUAUCAGACGGGACAAGACUGCCCAAGGGGACAUCCAUAAUGGUCCUAGCAGACCGACACUGGGACUCGUCCGUAUACGCAAACCCAGAACAGUACGACGGAUAUCGCUUCCUGCGCAUGCGAUCAGAUCCUACUAAAGAAACCGCCGCGAGUCUCGUCGGCACCAGUCCCGACCAUCUCGGCUUUGGCUACGGCCUUCACGCCUGUCCUGGCCGCUUCUUUGCCGCGCACGAGCUGAAGAUUGCCCUGAGUCAUAUCCUGCUCAAGUACGACUGGAGGAUUCCCCAAGGGCAGCGGCCGCAGAUGAAGACCAUGGCUCCAGAUCAUUCCAAGUCAAAGGCACAGCUUGAAGAACCAUCAUUACCAGUUCGAUCAUCUGGACAUGAAGUCGACGCAACAAAAGAAACACCAGAACCUGCCCAGAAUCUACCUCCUAGUGACAACGCGGAGACAUCUACAUCCUAUCCAAAUGGAUUUUUGCAGAUCUUGCUGGUCCUCGCGUUAUAUUUGGCCAUGUUUCUUGUGGCUCUCGAUAUGAACAUCAUCGCAACAGCCAUCCCAACGAUAACAGUCGAAUUCCACAGCGUCGACCAAGUCGGGUGGUACGGCUCCGCAUUCUUCAUGACGCUAGCCGCCUUUCAGGCCUUCUGGGGCAAGGCGUACAAGCUUUUCAGCCUGAAGGCCGUCUUCCUGGCGAGCAUAUUCUGGUUCGAGGUCGGGAGCGUCAUCAUCGCCGUCGCGAGGGACAGCGCGACUGUCAUCGUGGGACGCGCGGUGCAGGGUGCUGGAGGGGCGGGGCUGACUGCUGGCUGCUACACGAUCUGCGCGUAUAUCAUACGACCGAAGUGGUUGCCUGCUGUUAUGGGGUCGUUUGGACUCAUCUGGUGCUGUGCGUCUGUCCUGGGGCCGAUUGUUGGUGGUGCGUUUACGCAGGAUGUGUCGUGGCGGUGGUGCUUUUGGAUCAACCUCCCCCUCGGAGGCACGACAUUCCUGAUCAUCCUUGCUUUCUUUCGCGCUCCGAAGCAUGCCAUCCCGCCCAGCGAAACCGCCAAGCGCAGUGUGCUCGCGUUCGAUUUUCCUGGAAUGGUUCUGCUGCUCGGCGCACUGAUAUGCUUCUGUCUGACGCUGCAGAACAGCGGUCUGACUACGUCGUGGAAUUCAAGCACUUCGAUUGGUUUGCUUGUCGGUUUUGGAGUCCUGGCUAUUGCCUUUGCGAUUCUCGAGUGGCGGCAGGGCGAACGCGCUCUGUUGGUGGGGAGAAUCGUCAAACGCAGAAGCAUUGCUCUCUGCACCGCGUACAGCUUCUUUGCCAAUGCCGGUCAGUUCGCUCGGACGUACAAUCUGCCAAUUUACUUCCAGGCAUCGCAGGGGAUUUCUCCGGUGGAAAGCGGUCUCCGCACACUGCCGACAGUGCUGUCAAUGUCAAUCUCAGGUCUGAUCAGCUCCACAGCCAUCGGCAAAGUAGGCUAUUAUUCGUCCUUCCUGUUCUUCGGUGCUGUCCUGGCCACCGUUGGCUCGGCCAUGAUCUACACCCUGCAAAUCUCCUCACCGGCCGCGCACUAUCUCGGAUACCAGGUCAUUGCCGGCAUAGGAGUCGGCGCGGCCAUGCAGGUGCCGCUGAUCGUGGCACAGGCGAUUUCUUCACGGGCUGAUACGGCCGUCGCCGUGUCAUCGGUUCUAUGCAAGUCAAGUCCUAACCACCCUUUGGUAGAUAUUUUGUUACUGACAACGUCAGUCUCCCAAUUUGUCGGUGGCACCAUCGGCGUCUCAUCAUCCCAAGCCAUCAUGAACAACCGCAUGGUCGCGCAGCUACCGCCACAGCUCGGCGCACGCGUGCUUCAGGCUGGCGCUACGGGUCUUCGAGAGGCGUUUCCGGACCCGCAGAUCCUCCAGGACGUCCUCAAUGCGUACAUGAUUGGUCUGAGGGACGCGUGGAUUUUCAGUAUCGCGAUGGGAGGCAUGUCGUUCCUAGUCGCCUUUGCGGCUGAGUAG